Messenger RNA from Medicago truncatula (barrel medic), 2442 nucleotides. RefSeq lists its product as uncharacterized. The record is from RefSeq and is a predicted model, not a curated record. The coding region runs from base 1 to 2442 and encodes 813 amino acids. Lineage: Eukaryota; Viridiplantae; Streptophyta; Magnoliopsida; Fabales; Fabaceae. The transcript has a single exon.
AUGGAUUAUCUUGAGCAGGAAAAUCGGGUACUUCGUGAAGAAAUGACAGCCAUGCAGACUAGGAUGGACGAGAUGGCUGAAUUAAUAAAAACAAUGGCGGAAGCUCAGACUCAAGCUCAAGCACAGAUUCAAGCACAAGCGCAAGCAUUGGCACAAGCUCAAACUCAAGCUCAGACCCUAACAGAGGCGCAAGCCCGAUCACAAGCACCUCCACCCCCUCCUCCUGUCAGAACUCAGGCCGAGGCAUCUUCUUCUUGGACACUAUGUGCUGACACUCCAACGCAGUCCGCUCCGCAACGUUCCACGCCUUGGUUUCCACCUUUCACUGCUGGGGAGAUAUUUCGUCCUAUCACUUGUGAAGCUCAGAUGCCCACUCACCAGUACACGGCUCAAACACCCCUACCUGCCAUGAGGGUCACUCCAGCCACCAUGACCUACUCAGCACCUGUGAUACAUACAAUUCCGCAAACUGAAGAGCCUAUCUUUCAUUCAGGGAAUGCAGAGGCUUACGAAGAAGUAAGCGACCUACGAGCAAAGUAUGAUGAACUACGCCGAGACAUGAAAGCUCUCCAUGAAAAAGGGAAAUUCGGGAAGACUGCGUACGAUCUCUGUUUGGUACCAAGUGUGCAGGUACCUCACAAAUUCAAAAUUCCAGAUUUCGAGAAAUACAAAGGGAGUUCUUGUCCUGAGGAACAUCUAAAAAUGUAUGUGAGAAGGAUGCCUGCGUACGCCCAAGAUGAUCAGAUUCUUAUUUACUACUUCCAAGAAAGCUUGACCGGCCCUGCUUCAAAGUGGUACACAAACCUAGACAAAACAAGAGUUCAAACUUUCCGUGACCUUUGUGAAGCUUUUGUGGAACAGUACAGUUACAAUGUAGACAUGACUCCGGACCGAAGUGACCUCCAAGCCAUGACUCAGGGGGAUAAGGAAACGUUCAAAGAGUACGCCCAACGGUGGAGAGACACCGCUGCCCAAGUCAGCCCACGCAUUGAGGAGAAAGAGAUGACCAAGCUCUUCCUAAAAACUCUAAAUCAUUUUUACUACAAAAAGAUGGUCGGGAGUACACCAAAGAGCUUCGCAGAGAUGGUUGGUAUGGGAGUACAGUUAGAAGAAGGAGUCCGAGAAGGACGCUUAGUAAAGAAUACAACUCCUGCCAGUGGGACCAAGAAGACCGGGAACCAUUUCCCGAGGAAGAAAGAACAAGAAGUCGGUAUGGUGACUCAUGGAGGGCCUCAACAAACUUAUCCAGCCUACCAACACAUUGCUGCCAUCACACCCACCUCUCACCCUUUUCAACAAACAAAUAACCAUCCUCAAAUACCACAAUAUCCCCAAAUGCCACAAUAUCCUCAAAUACCACAAUAUCCUCAAAUACCACAAUAUCCUCAAUUCCCACAAAACCCUUCACCACAAAAUACCCAACAACAAAACAUCCAACAACAAAAUUUCCAACAACAACCAUACCAACAAUACCCAUACCAACAAUACCCACAACAAAAUUUCCAACAACAACCUUAUCAACAACGCCCACAACAACCUCGACCACCAAGAAUGCCGAUUAACCCAAUACCAGUCACCUAUGCAGAAUUACUUCCCGGCUUACUCAAGAAAAACCUUGUCCAAACUAGAACAGCUCCUCCUAUCCCAGAAAAACUACCAUCUUGGUAUAGACUUGACCAAACUUGUGACUUCCAUGAAGGGGGCCGUGGCCAUAACAUUGAAACUUGUUAUGCCUUUAAAAGCGCAGUACAGAGGUUGAUCAAUGAUGGAAAAAUAACUUUCACAGACUCGGCGCCAAAUGUUCAAACAAACCCAUUGCCGAAUCAUGGUGCCGCAACAGUCAACAUGAUCGAAAAUUGUCAAAAGACUCGUCCCAUUCUGAAUGUGCAACAUAUCAGAACACCUUUGGUCCCAUUACAUGCCAAGUUAUGCAAAGUCGACCUCUUUGAGCAUGAUCAUGACCUCUGUGAAAUAUGCCUUAUGAACUCCGGAGGAUGUCAGAAAGUAAGAAAUGAUAUUCAAGGGCUUCUAGACCGAGGAGAGCUUGUGGUCGAAAGGAAGAGUGAUGAUGUGUGUGUAAUAACUCCCGAAGGACCUUUGGAGGUAUUUUACGACAGUCGAAAGUCAACUAUCACCCCUCUGGUGAUCUGCUUACCGGGCCCACUGCCAUAUGCUUCUGAAAAAGCCAUUCCAUACAAAUACAAUGCCACCAUGAUUGAAGAGGGUCGUGAGGUUCCGAUACCGCCUUUAUCUAGUGUGGAUAAUAUUGUUGAAGACAGUAGAGUUCUGAGAAACGGGCGCGUUGUUCCCAUAGUGUUCCCAAAGAGGAUUGAUGCUACAACAAACAAGGAGCUUCGGACUAAAGAUGCUGAUGUCGCCAAAGAAGUGGAUCAACCCAAGAGGCUGGUACAAGUGCAGAGUUUGAUGAGAUUCUCAAGUUAA